AUGCUUAUUAUCUUCCAUCUGAAGGGUUAUUGCUGGCCAGAUAGCCCAGAGGACAAUGUAUCAGCAGGGUACUUUUGGACCGAUUUGCUUAACGGUAUCGAGUUUCACCCCCGUUUCGGAAAGCUUUGGGAUAUAAAACAUUUCCACAGCAGCAGAGCUGGCGGUGUCAUUAUCUGGAACGUGGUGGAUAUUUCUUUCGCUGCUGCUCAGUACUACAGCCUUGGAUACAUGACAAAUUCCAUGGUCUUGGCUGUCCUACUGCGACUUUUGGUUGUGCUAGAUUUCUUUGCCAAUGAAAAGUGGUUCAUCGGGACAUUGGACAUUGCAUAUGAACAUUUCGGAUUCUACUACAUCUAUGGAUAUUCGGCAUUCAUGCCUGUGAUAUACACCCUCCAAGCACAGUAUCUUUAUCGCCAUCCCAAGUCGCUUCACACCCAAGAGGUGGUUUUCAUUGUGCUGGUUUGGACAGCUGGCUGGAUUUUGACCUUGUGGGCCAAUUACCACAAAGAUAUAGCUCGCGAAUCUCAAGGCCAGUGCACGAUUUGGGGCUCAAAAGCCAAGUACAUUGAAUGCUCCUACACACUUGCCUGCGGAAAGGCGCAAAGUUCAAAACUUUUAUACUCCGGAUGGUGGGGUGUUGUUCGGCAUGCCAACUAUCUUGGAAACAUCAUAUUUACUUGCGCUCUGUGCGCAACAUGUGGCUUCGACUCAAUAUACCCCUGGACGGAAGCAAUUUUUGUCAUAGGCGUCAUGAUGCACCGUUGUCUAAGAGACGAGAAAAAGUGUCGGACGAAAUAUGGAACGCAAUGGGAGGAUUAUUGCAAGAAGGUCCCAUGGAGACUUAUUCCCGGGGUAUUUUAA
Molecule: messenger RNA, 861 nt
Organism: Penicillium griseofulvum
Lineage: Eukaryota; Fungi; Ascomycota; Eurotiomycetes; Eurotiales; Aspergillaceae
Product: Ergosterol biosynthesis ERG4/ERG24
Exons: 5
Coding region: 1-861 (286 amino acids)
Biological process (GO): brassinosteroid biosynthetic process; cholesterol biosynthetic process
Cellular component (GO): endoplasmic reticulum membrane
Molecular function (GO): 7-dehydrocholesterol reductase activity
Source: RefSeq, a predicted model, not a curated record